Messenger RNA from Fonsecaea erecta, 780 nucleotides. RefSeq lists its product as hypothetical. The transcript has a single exon. NCBI's taxonomy places the organism in Eukaryota, Fungi, Ascomycota, Eurotiomycetes, Chaetothyriales, Herpotrichiellaceae. The coding region runs from base 1 to 780 and encodes 259 amino acids. The record is from RefSeq and is a predicted model, not a curated record.
AUGUCUCCGAAGCCCACACUUAUCUUUGUGCCUGGGGCGUGGCACACAGCCGAUACAUGGACAAAGAUCUGCAAAAUCCUCGAAAACCAGCACCAGUACAAAUGCAUCCCUCUGACAUUGCCAUCAACACAGUCCGACCCCAGCGCAACUCUUCUGGGAGACAUUGAAACCGUCCGCAACGCCAUUGUCGCCGAGACCUCACAGGGACGUGAUGUCGUGGUGGUGAUGCACUCGUACGGUGGCAUUCCCGGGCAAAGCGCGAUCAAGGGCCUCACCUCGCCCAAGUGGGAGACGGAUACGGCGGAGAGCAAGAAAACCGGUCAUGUUAUUGGCCUCAUCUUGAUGGCAUCGGGCUUUGUGGUUCCUGCAAAGUCUUUCAUAGAUGGCAUGGGAGGCCAACCACCUCCAUCCUUCAUCCUGAACAAGGAGAGCGGCUUUGCCGAGCUGGUCGUCGACCCGCGUGAACUCUUCUACCACGACCUGCCGGAGGAAGAGGGCAAGGAGUGGGUCAAGAAGCUUACCAAGCAUUCGAUGAUCACGCUCACCGAGGGCGGCGAGCAUACCUAUGCCGGGUGGAUGGAUGUGCCAUCGUGGUAUCUUGCCACUACAGAAGACCACGCCUUGCCGGUGGAAGCACAGCGAAUGUUUGUGCAGAUGACAAAGGAUGCGGGAGGAGAUGUCACUCUGAGGGAGAUUCACAGCAGUCAUUCGCCCAUGCUUAGUCGACCAGAGGAGACGGUGCAGGUUGUUCUAGAUGCUGUAGCUAGCUUUGUGAAAUAG